This is a messenger RNA of Aplosporella prunicola CBS 121167, 1500 nucleotides long. RefSeq lists its product as uncharacterized. The annotation marks the transcript as partial. The transcript is spliced from 3 exons. The record is from RefSeq and is a predicted model, not a curated record. Lineage: Eukaryota; Fungi; Ascomycota; Dothideomycetes; Botryosphaeriales; Aplosporellaceae.
GAGAUUGUAGAUGCAAUUCAGAACGACUGGAAGAGUAGUCAUGGCGUUGUCUCCUCCAACUUUCACAGCAUCUGCAAGACUCUUGAUGCUCACAAGAUGAUCGUCACAUGGUUUCCAAGCAAGAAUGAAUAUGCAUCGGUCCUGUCCAGUGCGCUGAAGAUGGUUUUGCAGGCAUCAUUAAACCACGAAGAAAUUGCGGAUUACCUAUCCGGUGCUGUAGCUUCACUUUGCGAAAGAGUGUCGAUCUGCACCAAGUUGCUACCCAUCAUCAAAACAGACGAAUUAAAGGCACAGCUCGCGGAAGUAUACAAGAAGCUUUUCGUAUUUCUUUGGGAAGCAGCAAAGUGGUUCAAGAAAUCAAGCGCUCGAAGGUUUUUAAACAGCUUCAACAAAACCAUUGUAGAAGAACGGAAAAAAGCCGAAAGUGGCAUCAACUCUGCUAUAGAUCUGAUCAGGGAGCGUAGUCAGGUGGAGGGGCUGCGGUGGACCAACGAGAUCAAAGACAGUAGUCGGAACGUGGAAGACCGUUUAAAAGAGCUGGCCAUCAAAGUCGACGAAUGCCGAGAAGAAAAUCGCUUUUCUCAACAGGAACUCGUUACAAUUGGUAAAAGAAUGGUACUACUGCUCGAACAAAACUGGAAGAAGGCGGAUUUUGAAACCAAAGAACAACACGACAUGCAGUUCAUGACGACACAUUUUUUGGCAGCAGUGCCCGGAAACUCGCUACUGCACGAAAGACAAGAGGUCCAAGUUAAUCAAAGCUCGAGAUCAGAAGUGGAUUCGUACUGCCAGAAGUUUAAAAAAUCCAUUUUCGGAACAGAUGGUCUUGCUCUCGCAUACGAGGGCAGACUUUUGAUGGCGGAUCCAGACAUUAUCUACCGAGUCUCGAAUUGGGCAGCACGUGCCUCGACCGAGCCCCAAGUUCUUUGGAUCGAGUUUCCCUUCGAGUUACAGGAAGAUUCGAGUGCACGGAUGGCCGCAUUAGGCGUUAUCCUUACUGCUGCGCAAGCAGAUGCGCCUUUCAUAUCCUACAUCCCUGGACGGCCAAAUGCAGCAGAUAUUCCUCGCUCGCAAUCGAUGGAGGAAGCAGGCUUGUUGUCUGUUGUAUAUGGGUUGAUAAAGCAGCUCCUCCGCUUCAGGCCGGAAAAUGAUUCUUUUAGAAUCGAAAACGAUACACUCCAACAGCUCGAUGGAAGUAUGAGAAGUUGGCGAGUAGCUUUGAACUUACUUAAUAGUUUGCUCAAGCACACGACUAUCCUCCGGUACUGCAUCAUAUACGGGCUGAACGACUUUGAGGGUGAGGAGUCUGAGGGCCUUUGCAUGGAGUUAAUUAAGCUGCUCUUGUCUCACUCUCAUCGAACGGAUUCUCCGCUAAGCUUCCUUUUUACAACAAGCGGCCAAUCAAGAGUCAUGAAUGAAGUCAUUAGAAGGGAGGAUCGGGCUUGGACGGGAGUGUCGAUGAGGAUGCUAGGGAAACGAGGACAGAAUAUCAGUGUAUAA